AUGGCAGCACCGUGGCGCUUCCUGAACCGCGUCAAUCGAACGAUGCCUCUCCACGCCGACCUCUGCGUGCGCCUUCAGAACGCUGCCCGCGCCCGCCUCCGCACAGUCGCCAUCCCGUCCACCAAGGACAACCUCUCCAUCGUCUCCAUUCUACUCCAGCACGGCUUCAUCCACAACGUCACCCGCGGCACCGUCGCGGGCCCUUCCACCGCCGCCUACAACCAGGCAGGCGUCGCAUCAAGGAGGCUCUGGGUAGACCUCAAGUACCGCCUCGAUGACCGCCCCGUUCUGGAAUCCAUGAGCGCCGUCUCCAAACCCUCGCGCAAGCUCAGCAUGGCCACCGACGAGCUCCUCCGCCUCGCAACCGGCAGGAGGGCAAAGACCAUCAACCCGCUCGAAAUGGGCGAAAUCGGCAUCGUCGACUGCGGCAAAAACGGCUGGUGGGAGAUCCGCGACGCCAUAAAGAGGAAGCUCUCGGGAGAAGUCGUUGCUCGCGCUUCCUGA
Molecule: messenger RNA, 504 nt
Organism: Pseudozyma flocculosa PF-1
Lineage: Eukaryota; Fungi; Basidiomycota; Ustilaginomycetes; Ustilaginales; Ustilaginaceae
Exons: 3
Coding region: 1-504 (167 amino acids)
Biological process (GO): translation
Cellular component (GO): ribosome
Molecular function (GO): structural constituent of ribosome
Source: RefSeq, a predicted model, not a curated record